AUGCGACCAUAUUGCGGCUUAAGGUGCACUCCUAAGAAGACGGCCAUAUUUGCUUCGUCAAUGCACUUUCUAAUCCGGCAUAACGUUACGCUUCUUUAUUUCCUCAAAGCCUCCGGGGUUGUGUAUUAGAAUUUCAAGGAAUACAGUAGGAAAUUUAUUUUCAUGAAUUUUCCGAGUGUUUCUUCAUCGUUGUCGAAAGACCAUUUUGCAUACUGUAGUUAUGUGCUUCCACUGUCGAGACACGAUCGUUUUAUGGUGAUAAUAUGUCAAAGCCAAACAUAAGGAAAAUAACAGUUGACCCUACGAAAUGUAACGCAGACUCUCGACGACCUAGUGUAUUUGAGAGAUUAGGAACUAAACCGGCUGUUACUCCUGUUCAGAAUACUUCGGAUUAUUGUAGGAAUUGGGCUUUGAAUGGAAGCUGUUCGUAUGGAAAGAACUGCAAAUAUGCCAAUACUCAUACAUUAAUAAGUCCAUCAAAACGAGCCAAAAAGGAUAAUGCAACGGUUACCACAACUGCGAUUACCGAGGAUCCGUUCAAGAGACUCACAUCUAAAAUCGUGAAGAAGACAUCGCACAGUCCUGAUCUUGAUUUAGAGGAGUGGAAUCAAACGGAUCUUGAAUACGAGGACGAGAAGGUCCUGGAAAGACGACGACAGUUGUUACAACGUGAGCUAGAAUUACAAAUGAAGAAAGACAAGGAGGUUCAUGGGUCUAAGGAUAAGACUAAACAUAAAAAGAAGGCCAUGAGUUCCUCAUCUAGUUCUAGAAGUUCAAGUACAUCUACAAGUAGCACUACUUCAACCUCUGACGAUUCUUCGUCCAGCUCUACCUCUGACUCUCGUAAGAAGGUAAAGAAGGUUAAACCAAAACGGCAUCACAGCCCAUCAUCGGACUACGACGAGGAUAAGGAACAUAGGAAAAAGACAAAAGUCAAGAAGCUAGGUACUAAGAGUGACAAGCUUUUAGCUAAGAAAAAGCGUAAAGUUGACGUAGUAACAAAAAAAGAUACUGUAAUAAAAACGGCGAAGAAAGCGACCUCGUCGUCCGUAAGGAAACACACUGUCGUUACAAGAACAAAAUCUCCAGUACCCGUAGUGUCUCGUGCAUCUUCCUCUGGGAAAGUUCGCGAAAGAAACCGAAGCGAAUCCCCAAAGCCAAAAGUUCGUGAGCCAGAGAAAGACAAACACUACAAGAAGAUCCGCGAAGAAGAGGUCGCUUCUGACAGGAAGGAAGUCCCAAAAAGCAAAACUUCAGAAAAGGCUAAGGAUCCUGACAAAGUCAAGACUCGCGUGGAAGAGAAGACUAGGGUUGAGGAAAGGUCCAAGAGACGUUCCAAGGAGAGGAGGUCUAGGACACCACCAGUGGACAGAUCAAAACAUCAACACAUCAAGGAAGUUGUAAAGUCCCGUCGAAGUCGCACUCCGGAGAAACCAUCAAGAUCAAAACGCGAUCCUACACCUCCACGUCACCAAGAGAAACCAUCUUCCUCGAGAUCACGAGAAACCGAGAAGAAGGAACGAGAUCCUUACAAAUGUGAGCGGAGUAAGGAUCGCGAAGAGACCAGAAAGGAUCCAGGUAAAUCCAGACCAGCGAACCAAGAUGAAACCCACAGGAAAAAUCCUAGGGAAUUAGAAGACAAAAUUUAUCCUGCAGAAAGAAGUAGACAACGGAGCAAAGAACGUCGUGAUAAUAAGGAUCACAGUGUUCGCGAUGAAAGGAGUCAUUCGAGACUCGGUAGAGAUCGUGAGUCUCAGCGUGACAAGGAACGCGAAGAUGUUCAGGAACGUUGCCGGGAACGACAAAGGGAACGUGAUCGAGAGAAGGAUGCAACAAAGAUUAGAGAACGAGAAAUUCCACCACUGAUGGCUACAGCUGCCAUUAAUCCUAUGGAGAAGAAUUCUAGGUACAGGGAUAAAGAUCGUUUUAAGGAUCUAGAAAAACCCGGACGAGAUCGCCGAACCGAAAGGGAACGUGAACGUCCGGAGACUAAAAUCAUGGAAAGAGAGCCUAGGGUUCCUCAAAGAGGAUUUGAAGGUCGGUACGAUAGAUCUGCAGACAAGGAUAUACCCUCGCACAAACCGAUCGACAGGGAACGGACUGAGAGAUUCCCAAGGGAACGAUCUCUGGACAGAAACAUCGUCGAGAAAAACGUUCCACAACCUCCACCGCCGCAGAGAGAUCAUCUCUUAGAGAGAGAUGCUAUGUAUGACAGAGAUAGACACAGGAGAUUCAACGCCAGAUUCGACAGAGGACAUCCUCCGGAUCAUGAACGUAAGGAACAAGGACACGUUCCUACCUUGAAGCUAGAUCGUUUACAGGAUCGUCGUGACAGUCCUAGGAGGAGUUUGGAAAUAGAGAGAACAUUUGACAGAGGUUAUCCUAGACUCGAGCACUGGGACGAUCAAGAGGAUUCUGGAGCUCGACUAGAAUAUCGAGAUCAUCACGAGGAAGAUAGAAGGAAACCGGUGGAACCAAGACGGUACGAUAGUCCCUUCGAUGAACGUCGUGGUCGGGACGACCGCCCCCAGAGGUACCCAGUGCAAAAUGACAGACCUUUUGAAGAGAUUCAUCAUCCUCUUUACCCCGAGAAACUGCGCCCUGGUACCAUUCGCGACGAGAGUAGUAAUGAUAAUUGGGAAAUGCAUCGCGACAUUGAGCAUCCUCCUAGAGAACGAGGUUACCCUGACUGGGAGGAACGGGAAUGGCGUGCUAGACAUUCCAUAUGGGACAGGGAGAGUCUUCCUAGGUCAGAAGCUCAUGAUGAGGAAUGGUCGGCACGAUUUGACAGUCCAAUGCCUGAUUGGAAACUUAACGAACCCAGGAAGUGGGAGAAUCAACCUGUGCAUCUUCGUGGACUCUAUAGGAAUGAUAGGAUCAAAGAACUCGACUUGGGUGAACCUUCCCAUGGAAAGAGACGUCCUUACAAUACUCCAGAAUUAAGAGAUGAGUGUUCUGCACAUGGUUCUAAACAGGGAUCACUUCAUGGAAGCAUGAAAGAGGAACCAAUAAAUAAGAAACUUAUGGAACUUGCUGAAGGGAGGUUGCGAAGAAGCAGAGAAAAAUCUGCUGACAGUUUUCAGAAGAGAGCGACCCAGAAUGAAAAGUCAGAACCAAAGGAACCUGCUGUACAACCUGAACCUAAACGUCCUUGCGUAGAAGAAUCCUUGCAGACUUUACACACAGAAAGUGACCUGAGUGAUAUAAGUGAUGAUCCUGAUGACAUUCUCGACAUGGAAGAUGAGGAAGUCGAUUCUGGUAAAGCACAGUCUCCUAAGAAAACUACAGAAGCAGCCGUGGAAUCUCAACCCACACAAAAUCCAGAAGCCGCACAAUCGUCUCCGAAGGAACCCAUCGAGGAGACUGUAGUACCCAAAGAAAAGGAAGUAGUCCCGACGGAACCGAUGGACUUCAGGACUGUAGAGGAUGACAAUAUGGAGACAAUGGAUUUCGAAGAAAUAUCCGAUGGAGAACUCGAGGAAGACAUUAAAACGAGUGGCAAGGGUCUGGGCGAUGCACUAGGAGUUGAUUGGGAAAGUCUUGUAAAGGAAUCUCAACCGCGAGCCAGGGUGGCAUGUUCAAGCCAGGAAACUGCUCAGGGUCGUUGGCAAUGCAAAGCCAUUUUUCAACGGAUUGGUUUUUCGGCAAAAUAUGCCGGUCCCGAACUCACGGAGAUUCUGUCCAAGAAGUAUGGGGAUCAUCCUGACAAGUUCCUCAUGGAUGACGUUCCCCUACUUCAUUCUGCACGGGUACGGAAGCGUUUACUCCAGGAGUCGUCGAACAAUUUAUUAAAUGAUGAUUUAUUAUACAGAUAUAACGAAGAAGAGGGCGAUGAAGAGGAGGACGAGGAAAUCCUAAAGCCUUGCUCGUCUAUGUACGAUGAGGUUAAAGUGUUAUUGCAGCAAUCUGCGUAAUGUACAGUAAUAGAUUCAUUAAUAUUACGCUAUAUAUAUGUAAGAAUAUUGACAAGAACUUUAAUGUAGCUUUUGUUUCGUUCAAGAAUAUUUGUACUAUACUUAAAUUGCAUUAAGUAGCAGUACUUCGGCUAGUUUACGUAUAUACAUAUAUAGAUAUAUAUAUAUAUAUAUAUUUGCACAUACUAAAAUGCAAUUUCUACUGGUAGGGAUAAAGUUUUUAUAAUCACCCAUUUCAAAACGAUGAUAAGCUUUGACAAUUUGCCUCAUAAUCGUUCGGGACUGUAAGAUCAUUCUGCAGAAUUUCUAUAGAUUUCCUCAGGAUGCUUUUAUACUUUUCCGGGAUCCUGCUAGCCAUUGAUCUCUUAUGUAUUUCUAAGUUAGUACAAUACAGUUCGUAGAGUAUGA
Molecule: messenger RNA, 4322 nt
Organism: Cephus cinctus (wheat stem sawfly)
Lineage: Eukaryota; Metazoa; Arthropoda; Insecta; Hymenoptera; Cephidae
Product: zinc finger CCCH domain-containing protein 13
Exons: 7
Coding region: 264-3914 (1216 amino acids)
Cellular component (GO): RNA N6-methyladenosine methyltransferase complex
Molecular function (GO): metal ion binding
Source: RefSeq, a predicted model, not a curated record